GAGUUUAAUAACAAUGGCAAUGCACGCGCUAAUAAUCAGACAGUGCACGCAAUAACUUCAAAACAGGUGCAGUAACCAUAUUCAAAACUAUCACAGAGUAAAUUGCGGUCUUGAAACAUCCACUUCCCUUCAACUAAAUCUCGAGACCAGCGCCCAACAUGAUUUGAUUCGUUUAGUUCAGAUGGGCAAGUAAACAGAACACUGGAAUUAGCUGUUGUUUGGAGGACAAUUCUGUGAGUCAGAACAAUCCCCUCUAUUUCUCAUCUGACUGACUGGAAAGCUGAACUAAGUAUUUUAGUCCAAGCCUUACUUCGCAGAACCGACUGUGUUAGACAAAAAUAUAUAGCAGAGAAGUGUCUUCAUCGACAACUCACAUCUUGGUGAAAGAUCAUGGUAUUUCUUUCAGCACUAUCUCUGUUGUCGUUAAUGUUCCUCAAAGUUAGCACUCAGCAAUGCGGCAUAGACAGUUACUCAGUCUAUCAAAGGAUGCUCAAGGGCCAUACGUUUAAGACAGUAAAGGCCAGACCACUGUUACUCGACUGUAAAGAGGCCUGCACAACUGACUACAGGUGUCAAAGCUACAACUACGAUUGGUCUCAGAGCAUAUGCGAAUUAAAUAACCGAACCAGGGAGGCAAGACCUAAUGACUUUGUUAGAAAUGAAAACAGAUAUUACGUGCGAGAACCACAUAAAGUUUCUCUCGGUUCCAUUCCUGAGUUACCAGCUGACUCAUGUGCAGAGAUUAAAGCGGACGAAGGAGGUCACGCAGUCAGUGGUAGCUACUGGCUGGAUCUCACAAAAUCUGGAAACUCUACUUUGGUACUCUGUGACAUGACAACUGGAGUUGCUGACUUCUGCAGCGAUAAUCGGUGUGUUAACAGUGCAACCUGUGUCAACCGUAAAAUGAACUACACGUGCUCGUGUAAAACGGGGUGGACUGGUAGCUACUGUGAACGAGAUGUGGACGAGUGUACUGAGAUACCUGGUGCCUGUCCGGUUCAGUCGGCGUGUGAGAACUCAUUGGGUUCUUACCAUUGCAUCUGUCAGUCUGGUUGGAGGAAUGUAGGCCCCCAUAAUUGCUCGGAAAUUCACGAGUGUCCUGAGGAAUUCAAUCACAGCUGCCCACCAAAGUCCGACUGUAUCAUCAAGGGUGGAAACAAUUCUUACGAAUGCCUGUGUCACUUCUGCCACUACAUGUCUAAUGAUACAAGAACAUGCCUUCCUGAUUGUCGGGAGGAAACCACAUUUUACUACGUAACAGGGUACACCAAAAUCAAGACAUUCUACACUGAGAAAUGUGGUUGGUGGGGAUGGUUCAGAUGCAUAAAAUUAAAGUUCAAGACAGUUUCAAAAAAGUUGAAAAUAUCUCAGCAGAACUGGGUUCCCAACCGCGAUGGCGCAAAAUGUCCUUGCCCCUGAUAGGUGUUGGCUGGUGAAGACUUCUGCUAUCAGACAACACUAUCGCAUGGAAAGGAACUUAGCAAUCAUUUUCUUUUUUUCUUUUUUUUUUACAACAGACUUUUCAAAAAAAAUUACCACUUAAGAUCGAACUUAAAAGCUAUUACAUUUUACUGGAAUUUCAUACCAUCACCUGCAAAGGCGUCUCAUGGCUGGCCAUCUUAAAAAGUUUCGGACGAAGUAACCGGCAACUUGAAAAGAUUUGGGACACUUAUGUGACUAAGGGUGCAUGCCUUAACUCAAAAAAUGAACUUGUCUGUUAGUUUUAACAAUUUCAGUCUUUCGGCUGAAGCGAUGUUCCGCAGUCUUUUUCCGAUUUUUUUUAUAUAUUUAUUUAACUUGAAUUUGGAAUAGAUAAUUAUUACUAGCUAGAAUUCGAGGUCCGUAAUGCAAGUUACGGACCGAGUAUUUCCGCUCGGAUCCCUCGCCCGCGCAAUUUGUGCUUGAGCCAUAAAUACGUGCAGGAAAAAGCGAGGAUCCAUAAUUUAAUGCACAUAUCGAGAAAACGAGGUUAGAAGGAUCUUUAUUAUAUCCUGGGUUCAAAUAGAGGGCAAAGAUUUCAAUUCAAACAAAUUUUUUAAUUUAGCGGGCUGUACAGUGAAAUAUGGCCCGCUAAAUUGACUGAUUAUAGCACGCGCACCACGAGAUAUAACACGACAGACUUCCUAUCCAGGUACGUAACUGCAACUGUGUAUUUGGAACACACUGUUCAAUUUGUUAUAUGACGUAUCGAGUCCAUUUUCUUGUAGAAAAAGUCAAUUGUUUAGAAUUGAUUUAAUUAUGGGUUUGGUUCGGUUUCUCUAGAUUAGUCGUCGUUUUGAUUGGUUGGCAAAAAGAUUCUGAGUUGCUUAAUUCUUUAUUUAAUAAUACUCGACGUGCUUAAAAAAUCGGACUUCUUUUAAUUUCCACGGUCGUCUGAUUGUUAAUCACUCAUACUACUUUAAACUGAAUUGAACUCAACUGAGUCCCUGUGACUGUAAAACGUUAUGCGUGUGCAAGUGUGUGCGUGUGUGUGCGUGCGUGCGUGCGUGCGUGUGUGUGUGUGUGUGUGUGUGUGUGUGUGUGUGUGUGUGUGUGUGUGUGUGUGUGUGUGUGUGUGUGUGUGUGUGGGGGGGGGGGGUAUUGUACUGAGCUGAAGUUCAUGUCAAAUUUCAGUUCUUAAUUCCUCCUAGUGGAAGGAGGGUGUUGCAGAAACUUCUUGUUUACUAUAAACCUCAUUUAAUACCUCCUUGGAAGUUGCUACAUUUGUGCGUAAGUGUUAAAGAACUUUUUAUUACAUUUGAAUGUGAUUAGAUCCCUUUCAGGUACCAAGAACCUACUAAAAGUACAAGACCUUUCGAAUUUGCCUCACCCCCAACACAAGGCUUUGUUGCUCUGUUGGUUGUGACGCCAAACUAGUAAAUGGGAGGCAUGAGUUGUAAUCACCUCCAAGCCUAAAAUUUUUCAAACUUCCUUUUCAUCAUUUAUUUCACUGCAGUUCACUUAAAAGGAUUAAUUCUCCACUACAACUGUUAUAAUUCAACUAAUUUUGUCGUGGAUUGAUUUGUAACUCAGCAGACAUGUAAUUAUACAGAUAGGUCACUAAAA
Molecule: messenger RNA, 3045 nt
Organism: Pocillopora verrucosa
Lineage: Eukaryota; Metazoa; Cnidaria; Anthozoa; Scleractinia; Pocilloporidae
Source: RefSeq, a predicted model, not a curated record